AUGUCUCGGCAGCUGGAUCUGAUGAGCCUAUCCUUCCAUCGGCGCUGGGAGAAGGUUGGUGUGCGAGCUGACCUGGAGGAUCUACUGCACCCACCACCGUUGGAGGGACAUGAGCAGAGCUUCAGCUCCAUCUCAGCGUCCCAGAGGCUCGUCUACUUGGACUCUGUCCGCCCAGUCUCGAAGGAAGUCACCAUCGAGGCAACGCCACUGCCAUACGAGACCAAGCCCAAGGCCAAGCCCAAGCCCAACAAGAAGAUCCUGCAGAAGAUGGCACUGGUCAACGUCCUGAUGGGCGUCGAAGAUGCCCCGGAGGUCAACCCUCGAGGCUUGCCCUACGACCCGCUUGAGACAGUCCUGGCCGGCAUGCAGGAGUUGCAUGACGAAGAUGGCCCCAUGGCCGUGCUGCAGCAGCGGCGCCUGGCCAAGUUCCGGCAACAGCGCCCGCCCACGGCGGUGCGGCGGUGCACGGAGAAGGCACCUGCCAUGGCGCCUACACCGCUUUUGGAUGCCAGCUGGCAACCUGAGAGCCGAGAGAAGCGACGCUUCAACCAGCCCAAGCGCCUUCUGGCGCUCGGCGAGUUCAACUCCUGGGCGCAGCGCACCUUCGGAAGCUUGGAGGCUGCGCGAGACGCACUCGGCAUGGCUGGGCGGGUGAGCAGAGAUCAAUUCGUGGAGGCUCUCACAGAGAAGGAUUAUCCUUUUGGUGGGAUCGGCGCGAAGACCUUAUUUUUUUUCUGCGACUCAGAUGAGGAUUCUGCCAUCAGCUGGCAAGACAUUGCAUGUGGUUUGGAAGAGGCCCCGGCGCCGGGGCCUUCCUGCUGGGAGGCGCUGAGCCAACAUGCCGAGGAGGCCCGCAAGCUCCGGUGCCAGGACCCCAUCGAGGAGUAUCUCAUCGGCAAGCACGUGGAAACCCUGACGCUCCGAGGGAAGCCCAAGGCCACCUUCCAAGAUGGCCUGGAUGGGCUGCUGAAGCUGACCUGGUUCACCGAGCCCGAGGUGGCUGAGUUCCUGGAGUUUGUCUUCUCCGAAUUUAGGUCCACGUCGAUGGUCUGGUGCUUCCUGGACUCGAAGCAAGACGGCAUUGUCACCCUUGAGGACUUCUGCCGAGAGAUGCGGUGCUUGCGGUCCAGAAAUCACCGACAGCCAGUGGAGGCCCACAUGCUGGGGCUGUUUGACCAGUUGGACACCAACAAACAGAACCGGGUGAGGUUGGCCGACGUGCUGGCGCAGGGCCUUGACGCAGGCAAAGGCAGGCAGGCGCUGCUGGCGCGGUUCCGGGGCUUCUUAGAGGAAUUGACCUCUUCCGAAGACCCCAAGAUGAAGGAGCUGAGGGAGACCUACACCUCGCCUUCAAAAGCCUUCAAGACCAGCGCCGCUGGAAAGGUGACUCGGGCGAAUUUCAUUGAAGGCUUAUAUCGACUGCGGUAUGACGAGUGGCACCUGAGCAGUCUUUUUGCGAGGAUUGAUCGUGAUGGCUCUGGUGAUAUCACCAUGGAAGAUCUUCUCAAUUUCCUGAGAGAGGCCGGUCCAGGCGGCCGAUACCGGAUGCCGGUGGCCACACGCGCCAUGCCAGAAGUGCGAGAGCGUGGUACAAACAAGUUGGUUCAGCUCAACCACAGUUCCAUCGAUGCCUCUGCCAAGCUCUCGCAGCUCAACGACUGGUUCAGCGACGAAAGGACAAUUGAUGAGCUCGCCGGGAACGUGGCGACAAAAAACGAUCGGAUAAGCAUCGCCCUGGUGAAGAUCACGGAGCCUACCAGCGAGCCCUGGCUGACCCUGCACUACGACGAGUGGAUGUGUGUGCUCAAGGGACGUUUGGUGCUUCUCCACGGCAGCGGCUCCCUGGAGGUUCCAGCAGGGCAGACGGUCUACAUCCCCAGAGGGGAACGCUUCCGACCAACUUUCCCAGAUGGGAACACAGAGUACAUUCCGGUUUGCCUCCCGGCGUUCCGGCCGGACCGCUGCUUGCGGGAGGAGGGCAAUGGAAGUGACGUUAGCGCCAAGCUGCAGGAGCUGCACGGAGGCAAAGCUGGUUACCCCAGGCCAGCUCUGAGUCCUGCUGAGGACCCUGCGCCGGAGGUGAUGUAUCACAUGUGCCAAAAGUCCUUGUUGGAAGAGGCCCAGAAGUCGGAUGAAGCAUAUUUUCCACCGACCUUUGAGAAGGAUGGCUUCACGCAUGCGACUGCGGUGCCAUCCAGGCUGCUGGACACGGCGAAUCACUUCUACCAGGAUGUACCUGGUGACUGGGUGUGCAUCCGCUUCCGCCGCUCCGCGCUACGGCGCCUGGGCAUCAUCACCCGCGACGAACAGGCCAAGCCCGUGGGCAAGAAGGAGAUCAGCUCCGCAGCGGCGACAUUUGUUUGGCCGCACGUCUUCGGCGGGAUACCCCCACAGGUGGUUGAUGCAGAGUUCCCCAUGCUGCGUGAGGGCCGCGCUUUCGUAUCAAUCUCGGGGCUGACGCGGGUGUUCAAGCUCGCGACGGCCAGCGAAGAGCUGAAGUUCCGAGAGCAGGGACACAUCUGCUCCGCGCUAGAUGAGAAGGACGGCUUCGUGCACCUCAGCGACUCCUCGGCGGCUCCUGUGGUGGCGCGAAGUUUCUUCAGCGGCGUUCAGGAUCUGAUGCUCCUGGAGAUCGAUCCCGACGGUCUCCCAGCACCGAUCACUUGGGUCCUGGGGUCGAUGUCGGAUCCGGCACCGGACGCAGCCAAGCAGAAAGCCACCAGUGUGAUCCACUACUUGAAGCCGGAGGGCUGCGUGCACGUCUAUGGCAAGGUGCCAAUGGACGCAGUCUUGCGUGCGGAGGCUGUGCCGCUUCAGGAUGGAGCGCACGUCUUCCCAUCGUGGCUUUCCUAA
Messenger RNA from Effrenium voratum, 2853 nucleotides. The record is from the annotation of a GenBank genome assembly. NCBI's taxonomy places the organism in Eukaryota, Dinophyceae, Suessiales, Symbiodiniaceae.